Messenger RNA from Aspergillus niger, 879 nucleotides. RefSeq lists its product as uncharacterized. Lineage: Eukaryota; Fungi; Ascomycota; Eurotiomycetes; Eurotiales; Aspergillaceae. The coding region runs from base 1 to 879 and encodes 292 amino acids. The transcript has a single exon. The record is from RefSeq and is a predicted model, not a curated record.
AUGGAGAACGCCACCAUGACAACCCCGCAGCUGGUUCAAAUUACACUCUCGGACGAGGAACGCGCUACUAAGACUCUCUCUUCUCAUAACCUUCAAGCAGCUCUUGAGGGUCUCCAUCGGGAUGGCGUAUGUGUCAUUACUAACGGCGUUGACCCUAUUCAUCUCGAUAAGCUGAACGAUCGCAUGGUCCCCGAGGCCAAGACCCUGUAUGCCAAUCCACAAACCCACCGCAACUUUGGCUCUCGUACCGGAAACAUCCAGCAAGAGCCUGUUGUCGACUCGAGCUAUAUGUUUGAGGACGUUAUUGCAAACCCCUGGGCAACUGCCAUCACCGAAUGCAUGCUGGGACCCAACCCACACCUGCGUUUCUAUAGCGCCAACACGGCCUUCAAAGCUGAAGACCGACAACCGGUGCAUGUAGACGUGCACUUUGACUUCCCCAAGAUGCCAUUUGGACUAUGUAUCAAUAUAAACCUGGUGGCGACCUCUCCGGAAAAUGGCGCUACUGAGCUCUGGCCUGGUAGCCACCGGGACGCCGAUCCUCGAGACAGUGACGACACCGGUGUGAUCCCGGAGAUCGUUGAAGCACGGCGCAGGGUUUCUCCCCCAGUGCAGCCAUCGCUACCCAAGGGAGCGAUUAUUAUUCGGGAUUUCCGGCUGUGGCAUGCAGGCAUGCCGAACCGCACGGAUGACCCGCGUGUUAUGCUCGUGACAAUUCAUUUCCCGGCGUGGUAUCGUACAGACUUAAAGGUCGUGUUACCUCGGAGCUUGCAGGGAAAGGUGGACUGGGGUCAUCUAGUGCCGUGCGUUGAGUGGGUGGACGAGGACUAUGACUAUUCGAAGGGCCGGCAUGACCAUGACUUUACAUUGCAGCCAUAG